GAGUAAUAUAGUACCCGUACUUUAUUUGUUUUCAGUCUUACGCCUAGAAACUUCCGCGGAAAGCACAACUCGAGGAAAUUGGCGGUCUCUUAGCACAGCAACCAUUUCUCCAUUUCUGAAGAUUAGUCUUCUUCAAUCGGUUCUGGCCAUCCUCUGUCCGGCGGACGUCAGGUUCGGUCUCUUAGCACAGAAACCAUUUCUCCAUUUCUGAAGAAUAGCCUUCUUCAAUCGAUUCUUGGCAUCCUCUGUCCAACGGAGGUCAGGUUCGUGUUUCUCAAAUCACACCUCUUACUAUGUCUAUAAGAUAUAAAACUUUAGAUAUAUUUCUUCUUUGUUAUCAUACCGAGGCAUAUCACUUGACACCGCGCUCAAGAGACCUAGGAGUGUUACUUUUAAUAGUGAAACCAACAUUGCAUUUUGUUCAUGUAGUAAAUUUGAGUUUGAAGGGAUCUUGUGUGCUCACAUACUGAGAGUUUUUGAUAUGUUAAACAUAAAUGAACUCCCUGAUUACUACAUUUUGGAUAGAUGGAAGAAGGGCUCACGUAGGGGAAUUGUACUAGAUGCAUACGACAUUGAGAUUUGUGAAGAUCAUAGAAAGGCUUUGGUAGGGAGAAAUGGGAAAGCACUUGAUGCUUUUCUUAGCGGGUUUUAUGAGUUGUCUUCCGAGUCUAUAGAGGAUCAAGAAGUUGGUCUCCACCUUCUUGAAGAGUGGCGGUUGAAAUUUAAAGACCACCUUUCAAAGAAUACCUCUAACCAAAGUGCAAAAAAGCAUCAUCACGACCCUCCAGAGUCUUUAGAAUUUGUUGAACCGGAUCAUGCAAGGCAUAAAGGUUGUGGUAAACGACUAAAAUCGUCAAUAGAAAAGGCGACAUCUCUCAAUAGAAUAUGUAGCGUUUGUAAAGGAAACGGUCAUGAUAAGCGCAAUUGUCCCAAGUUUGCAAGUGGGAAGUGUAAAGAAGCACAAGUUCUGAACAAAGCUCAAAACUCUUAACAUACUUCUCUCAAGAUGUCUCUACUGGUUUCGUUGUGUAUUUUAUGGAGGAGCUAAAAAUGUAACUUUUUGUCAUUCUGAAAUACUACUUUCUACCUUGUUUUGGUGUCUGAAAUACUCUCUACCUUGUGCUGGUGUUAUAUGAUAUUGCUUCUUGUCUUAGUCUGCAUCACUUUUAUUGUCAUAGUUUAUUGACAUCAAACCUAGAUUUGAA
Messenger RNA from Cuscuta epithymum, 1205 nucleotides. The record is from the annotation of a GenBank genome assembly. Lineage: Eukaryota; Viridiplantae; Streptophyta; Magnoliopsida; Solanales; Convolvulaceae.